AUGCCGAAAAUAAAUAAAUUGACAUCGUAAAACAAAUCCGUUGCGUGCGGGAAAUUCGGGUGCGUCUCUAGGAAGAACUUCAACGAAAGUACGACAAUGCGAGACCCGGUUCAUCGUGCAAAACCUAACUAAGUCUCUAGCGCCCACAGUCGCCAAUAGCCUACGACGGAAACGUAACCAAUGGAACUGCCUUUAUUAGGUGAUACGCUGAUCGUUCUCGUGUCCCAGCUAAUAUUCUUCAUCGGAGGAUGGCUGUUUUUUGUGAAGCAACUCUUUCGCAACUACGAGAUACGCCAUGUGCUCGUUCAGCUCAUAUUCUCGUCCACUCUGGCCCUCUCGCUGACCAUGUUCGAGCUGAUCAUUUUCGAAAUCAUCGGUUUUCUUGACUCGACGUCGCGGUACUUCCACUGGCGGCUCGGGUUAACACUACUGCUGAUCAUGGUGAUCGCCGUCAUACCUUAUUUGAUCGCAUAUUCCUGCAUAAGCAAUGUGCGGCUAGUUCCGGCCAAAUGGGUACAACCGUUGACGUCCCUCAUCUGGCUGUGCUAUUUGUACGGGUUCUGGCGAAUAGGUGAUCCGUUCCCGUUGCUAAGCGUAAGCCGGGGAAUCUUCACGAUCGAGCAGGCAGUAUCACGUAUCGGCGUUGUUGGUGUCACCGUGAUGGCCGUCCUGUCCGGGUUUGGUGCCGUUAAUUAUCCGUACACAAGCAUGUCUUACUUCAUACGCCCAGUUUCGCAGAGUGAUGUGCUCAAUCUGGAACGACGGCUGAUGCAAACGAUGGACAUGAUUCUGGUGAAGAAAAAGCGUAUCGCUCUCGACCGGAGGAGAAACAAGCCCAAUCAAAAGCAAAGCAUAUGGGGUAUGAUAAGCAGUGUAACGCAACGGCCAGCAGGGGCAGAAAAUAUCGGACAGCUACGACUAGAAAUUUCAGCAUUAGAGGAACUCUCGCGGCAACUCUUCCUCGAGGCUCAUUCGAUGAAAAACAUGCAAGAACGGGAACGGUGGGCAGCAACGCUCCAGGGCAAAUAUUUCAACGUGCUUGGGCACUUUUUUAGUUUAUACUGUUUAUGGAAGAUUUUCAUCUGCACAAUCAACAUUAUAUUCGAUCGCGUGGGAAAGAAGGACCCGGUUACGCGCGGUAUCGAAAUAGCCGUACAUUGGUGCGGUUUUGACAUGGACAUAGCAUUCUGGAGCCAGCACGUCUCGUUCCUGCUCGUCGGCUGUAUCGUCGUCACCUCAAUCCGUGGUCUGCUGCUAACGCUGACGAAGUUUUUCUACAAAAUUUCGUCCAGCAAAUCGUCCAACAUCAUAGUGCUGGUGCUCGCGCAGAUCAUGGGCAUGUACUUCUGCUCGUCCGUGCUGUUGAUGCGGAUGAACAUGCCGGCCGAGUACCGGGUCAUCAUCACGGAGGUGCUCGGUGGCCUGCACUUUAACUUCUACCAUCGUUGGUUCGACGUAAUCUUCCUCGUGAGUGCCCUAGCGACCAUUGUUGUGCUCUAUCUGCUCCACAAGCCACCGAAUGUCGACAGUAGCAUGUAGACGUUCGCCAUGCGUGUCUCUUUUUCUUUUUGGUUUGCGCCUGAAAGUCCAUUUUCCAUUUCGGCGAAAACCCGAUGGACCAAACGAAGCUCCUGCACUAAAGUCACUUCACAAAGUGGCCAUACUAAUUUACUGCUACAUUAUGGUGGGCCUUGUCUGUGAUUUCAAACAAUGGCAAUUGCUCAGACAUGCUGGGUAUUCUCUAAGUUAUCGCAAAACAAAAAUCAGCUUUUAUUUUUAAAUCCAUUCCGACGCUCCACAAAUACGAAGCAACAGGCAACAGGCGAUAUGUCUUGGUGUAUAUAUUUAACGAAUAAACAAAAAAUCCUCCGUUAAAAUGCGUCAUU
This is a messenger RNA of Anopheles coustani, 1886 nucleotides long. It is a transcript of the gene GPHR, whose product is annotated as Golgi pH regulator. The record is from RefSeq and is a predicted model, not a curated record. Bases 181 to 1539 code for a protein of 452 amino acids. Gene Ontology annotation, biological process: intracellular pH reduction. The transcript has 5 exons. Gene Ontology annotation, molecular function: voltage-gated monoatomic anion channel activity. NCBI's taxonomy places the organism in Eukaryota, Metazoa, Arthropoda, Insecta, Diptera, Culicidae. Gene Ontology annotation, cellular component: Golgi cisterna membrane.